This is a messenger RNA of Austrofundulus limnaeus, 2655 nucleotides long. RefSeq names its product midasin. The record is from RefSeq and is a predicted model, not a curated record. Bases 389 to 2383 code for a protein of 664 amino acids. NCBI's taxonomy places the organism in Eukaryota, Metazoa, Chordata, Actinopteri, Cyprinodontiformes, Rivulidae. The transcript is spliced from 2 exons. Gene Ontology annotation, molecular function: neuropeptide hormone activity.
GAGCCAAAAAAAAAAAAAAAAAAAAAAAAAAAAGGCUCUCUUCUGCGAUUUAAUUAUUUAUUUAUUUUUAUUUUUUCCAAAUUAGCCGGACCACUCAGGGACCGUAGGGUUAAACAUCUCAGCCGCAGCCAGCAGCUUUACGCAUGACUUGGCGGAGCGUGCCAUCUCUCUUCCAGCAGCGCCCGGGUCCAGCCGCUUUUUGACGCACGGAAUACCAGAGGAGGAAAAAAAAAAAAUCUGCAGCUGCAAACACAAACAGAUCGGUUUGUUUUUCCUGUCAUUUAUUUUAAAGGACACCUGGUGUUUAAAAUGGAACCUUUGCGCAUCUUGACUGCGUUGGUUUGGAGAAAGAGGUGCUUCACCUCCCUCCUGACAGUUCUGCGUGGUCAUGACCUGUCAUCACGCUCCUUCCACAGCCCACCUCUUCCUAUUGGUCCUGCUUAUCGUCACUCCACAGCUAGCCACCGCCGCCCCUGCGUGGGGUGAGGAAGGGGCYGGAGGGGUGGAGGGGCACACCCGGACAGACCAUAAAGAGGACAGCCUCGGCUCCUUCCUCGCGCCUCCACCCCAGACUCUACCCGACAAUGACAGCUCGCUGCCAGACCGGGGUCAGGGCCUGGGCCAAGAUAACCAAUUAGUUAAAGCGAGGGACCCUGGGCGUGUGCUCGCUGUGCUUUUGGAGUCCCUCGACCACCCGGGGGAUGGCGAAAUCUUUGCGAGCAGAAACAGAGACUGGGAGGAGGAUCAGAGGCAGAAGCCGCCCUCCGCUGAAGGCGUGGAGGGUGGCGAGAUAAGGAAAUCAGAGCAGACAGAGGGGGACGGGGGGAUGGAGGAGGACAAGGAGGGGCGASAGGCUGAUAAGGCUAUUGAAGAGGUAAUUCUAGGCCAUUUGGCAACUGUUCAGGGGGAUAAAAUCAAAGAAAAGGAGAAAGAGGGGAAUAAAACAACAAGGUCGGACGAAGAUCAAAAGUGGCCCAAGCAGGAUGUUGAUAUUGUAAAUGAGGAAGGCAGGGAAACUGAAGAAGAGGAGCUGGGGGAGGAAAACGCCCCAGACAAAGGCAGAGCAGGUUCCACCUCACAGGAAGACGAUCCCUCUUUGGAGCGCAAAAUCAGAGGCUACUUCCAGAACAUCGACUUGGGUCUCCAAGACAAUGAGAUCCUGCCUCCUCUGAAGGGCUACAAGGCGUACAACACUCAGCUGGCUCGGGCCGGGAAAAAGCUGCACUGGCAGGACGAGGUGUCACGCAACAGGCCCGUCAAGGGCGGCAACUUCAUGGACGACUUCGAAGAUGAAGGAGAGGAGCUGGAGGAGGAGGUCAAGGCCGAAGAGGAGAGCCUCUCGUACAUGGAAGAGGAGGCGAGGGCGCGUGCGGAGAAGCAGGAGGUCCUCCGGCAGCAGGAGGAGGCGGAGCGGGCCAGGGAGGAGGAGCAGAGGCUGGCGGACAUUGCCUCGGACAUGCUGCUGCAGUACAUGGGCCGGAAGCAACAGUCCUACAUGAAGCCGCGGCAGAAGAGCAGCAACACGGCGGAGGACAAGCGAUCGGAGGAGAUCCUCCCCGACGAGGACGACCUGGACCAGCAGAUGAUCGACAGGCUGAUCGAGAUCAGCAGCAAGCUGCACCUGCCUGCCGAUGACGUGAUCGAGAUCAUCAGCGACGUGGAGGAGAAGAAGAAGAAAAGGAAAGAGUUGCAGCAGCAGCCGAUCGGUAACAAUCCAGCCGCCCCACGCUUCAGACCUCUGGUACCUCCUCCUCUGGCUGCUCCACCUAUUUACCACUACACAGCCUCAAAAAACCCCAAGAAAGCUCCUUAUAGGUACAACAAAUCCAACAAGAAAUGGCACAAGGAUAAAGUCAAGUCAUACAAGCAGGACUACUGGUAUAAGCCUCAGAAGCAGCUUGACUACUGGUAUAAACCCCAGAAGCAGUUUUUAGCUUUCCCCUCCUAUCCAUAUUACCAAAAGCCAUAUCGCGCCUACUACCCUGUUUACUUCCCAUAUCCUAAGCCACAGUAUUAUGGCAAUCCUCCCCCCUCCAGAGACCAGCCCUUCGGCCCCCAGGAACUCGAUCUCCAGGCCCCAAAGCGCAGGCACAGGGGCGGGGGUAAGAGCCGUGGCCAAGGAUGGAGGCAGCAGCUCCCUUCUCGCCUGCCUCUCACCCCUUAUAUCUCUAACUAUAUCCUUCCUCACCCACGGACCUACCAACCUCUGCCCCCUCCCAAACCAGUCAUCACACCCAGGAGGGGCAGACGACCCCCCUACUACUACCCGCAAGCCACACCGGGAGACGACUACGAAGAAGACGGACUGGUGCCUCAGCUGGACAGUGAGGAGGAGCUGGAAAACUUUAUCGAGAGGAUCUACAUGAAGCGCAAAAUGUACUAAGGGACUCUUUGGGACGCUGUCUGCUCAGAGGGACCGGUGGAGGGGGGGUGGAUUUAAAGGACAAAGGCAAAAACAGAGGUGAAAAUAAGAACUCAUGGGAGACAUAUGUUUUGAGCCUGAUGGAAAUUUUAGGAUUCGAUGAGUUCAGCAACAGUUAGAUGUAUAUUUUUUUUGUUGUUUUUCACUGUAAUUCAGUUGAGUUUUCUCAGUCAGGGAGAAGAAGAAGAGGUUCCACUUUAAACUCCCUGUCACCAUGUUAAGCCUCUUGGUCA